AUGCCGAAAGGAUGUGUAUCUCGUGACAUACGUGCGUUUCCACGUCUGCUCAACUCCAUAUUUCACAUUGGCACCUCACCUACCGCACCCUUGAACCUGCCUGAUGGAUGCAUUUGUUCUCCAUACCCCUCUUUACUACUCCCAGGACAGUCGAAACCAAUGUUCACUGCACGAGCCAUACUGCGUGUCACAUCUCGUCGCACACAUCUAUUCCCGCACUUGUUGGUCCUAAUAGUUGUACCGCAUUUUGCUGUAUUUAAAUAUAUGGAAGGUUUAAUAUGUAUAAUAUAUUUUUUUUUUGUAAAUGGACCGUGUGGACUUCACGCAGGAUUGAUAGCUGCACAUAAUAAACUUAAAACUACUAAUGAUGACCUAACGGUAAUAGUAGAUGUACCUUUGGAACCGAACUGUUCACAACCAAUUUGCCUAGGACCAUUGUCUCAAAUUUAUUGUUCUGGGAAACUAGUUCAUACAACAUGGAUGUUUGGAAUGCAAGAAACAUGCCCUGGUAAUAUGAUGCUUAAAUCACCAGGAAUUAUUUUGGAAUUGUUUACUAAUCUCACUUAUCCAUUAAAACGUGAACAGUUUCAAAAGUUUUGUACCGAAAACUUCGCGAACAUAAAUUAUCUAAAACAGGCAACUUUGGUAGAUUGGACUGAGGAACCGGAAAAUAUAAGAAGAUUGCAGAACACUUCAUUAAAAUUUACUUUAAGAAAAUUUGCUCGAAAGCUAAAUGAAUUAUGGAAAGUGUUGGCACGAGAAUUCGUGGAACAGGUACAUAAAACUCCUGAGUUAUUCCCAAUUUUGCCUGUUUCAAACGCAUUCAUCGUACCUGGUGGUUCGUUUCAGAUGUAUUUUUACUGGGAUUCGUAUUGGAUCAACAAAGGAUUGUUAUUUUCAAACAUGUCGACAACUGUUCGUCAAAUCCUUGAAAAUCUGGCCAGUGUUGUGCGGUUUCAUGGAUUUAUUCCAAAUUCGGGUAAUGUGCAAUUGUCGCGAAGAAGUAAUCCUCCAUUAUUUACGCAAAUGGUUGCGGAUUAUUAUGAUGCUACCGGUAAUAAAACUCUGCUAAAAGAGAUGAUACCGUGGAUGGAUCAAGAAAUGUUAUGGUGGGCAAAAAACCGAGCACUUGACGUUAAGUUGCCCUCUGGUCAAAAGUAUCAAAUGUAUCAGUACAGAGCUUCAUCCACGUGCCCGCGUCCAGAAAACUACUUAAUCGAUCUGAAUAAUGGAUUAAAUGGCACGGGACAUCCUGAAUUUAUUUGGUCGUCAAUCGCUAGUGCUUGCGAAUCCGGAUUCGAUUUUAGUACAAGGUGGUUUGCACAUCAGGGAAUAUAUGCUGAUAGCAAAUAUUCGAUCCGGACCAAUGAUAUUAUCCCUGUUGAUCUGAAUGUAUUUAUGGCUUGGAAUUUUGCUACUCUUACCAAUUUUCACGAAAUACUUGGAAGAUCCAAGAAGGCAUCUGAAUAUCGUGAACUGCAUAAGAGGUUACGUAAAGCAGUGGAUGAGGUUUUCUGGAGUGAGGAUUAUGGGGCGUGGUUUGAUUAUGAUUUAAUGGAGCAGAAACUGAGGAGCGGCUUCUAUCCGUCUAAUGUUUUUCCACUUCUACUCGGUAGCUAUGCUGCUCGCAUAACUAAAAAAGUGCUUCACUAUUUACUCGGAAGUGGGACACUUAAUUUCAAAGGUGGCAUUCCGGUGAGUUUAAAUAAUGCUUCUCAUGAGCAAUGGGAUUAUCCAAACGGCUGGCCACCGCUCACACAUUUGUUUGUGGAAAGUUUGCGGUUAUCAGGAGAUGAAAAGCUUGUUGAAAUAGCUGAGAAAGCAGCCUGGAAGUUUAUUCGCACUGCUUACAAUGGAAUGAUGAAACCAAAAAAGGGCAUGCCAGCGGCAUGUUGGGAGAAGUAUGAUAUUCGAUACGAUGAUGGUAGACCGGGCUCAGGUGGCGAAUAUCCUGUACAGCAAGGUUUUGGGUGGACAAAUGGUGCCUUGCUCGAUCUCAUUUACAAAUACGGAAUUUCUAGUCAAUAUACAGUUUCUAGCGCAGAGCCAAUGAACUCAGGUGAAUUGUCUGUGAGUGGGAAACAGUUCAUUUUCUUGGUUGUUAUACUGUUUGGAUUAUUAAUGCUUUGGCUACUGACAAUUUUUAUGCUUCGCUUGAAGAAAUUUUCCAAUAUUAAAGAUGAAGAAGUACAGCUUGCUGAAGCAGUUCAUCUUCUAGAUAAUGAAUGGUAA
Acanthocheilonema viteae is the source of this 2232-nucleotide messenger RNA. Lineage: Eukaryota; Metazoa; Nematoda; Chromadorea; Rhabditida; Onchocercidae. The record is from the annotation of a GenBank genome assembly.